UAUUUUCCGGCAUUCGCGUGCGGGUCGUGUCAUUGCGUCGUGUGCAUUCGGGCAGCGUUUGUUGAAGCAAGUCGGUGAAUUGCAAUGAAGUCGUGUGUUGUAUUAGCGGCUCUCGUGAGCCUGGCGUGUUUAGCCACCGCCGAGGUGUUCCUAGAGGAGAAAUUCGCUGAUGAUACGUGGGAAAAGAAUUGGGUAUACAGCAAAGCGCCCGGAAAAGAGUUCGGAAAAUUCGUCCUCACCGCCGGCAAGUUCUUCAACGAUGAGGAAGCCGACAAAGGUCUGCAGACGUCGCAAGAUGCGCGCUUCUACGCCCUCAGCAGAAAGUUUAAGUCGUUCGCCACCGAGGGCAAAGACCUCGUUGUCCAAUUCACCGUCAAACACGAGCAGAACAUCGACUGCGGCGGCGGCUACGUGAAAGUCUUCGACUGCUCGCUGAAACCCGAGGAGAUGCACGGCGAGUCACCGUACAGGCUCAUGUUCGGCCCGGAUAUCUGCGGACCCGGCACCAAGAAAGUCCACGUCAUCCUCAACUACAAGGAAAAGAAUCAUCUCAUCAACAAAGACAUCCGUUGCAAGGAUGAUGUCUUCUCGCAUGUGUACACACUCAUUGUCCGUCCGGAUAACACCUAUGAGGUGCAAAUCGAUGGCGAGAAGGUCGAGAGCGGAGAUUUAGAAGCCGAUUGGGAUAUGCUCCCGCCCAAGAAGAUUAAGGAUCCCGAAGCGAAGAAACCUGAAGAUUGGGAUGACCGUGCAACCAUUCCGGAUCCAGAUGAUUCCAAACCAGAAGACUGGGAUAAACCAGAACACAUCCCAGACCCAGAGGCUAAGAAACCCGAAGAUUGGGAUGAUGAGAUGGACGGUGAAUGGGAACCCCCACAGAUCGACAACCCAGAAUACAAAGGAGAAUGGGCACCGAAGCAGAUUGAUAACCCAGCGUACAAGGGCGCAUGGGUGCAUCCGGAAAUUGAUAAUCCCGAAUAUUCUCCCGAUAGUGAGCUGUAUAAACACGAUGAGAUCUGCGGAAUUGGUCUGGAUCUCUGGCAGGUUAAGUCCGGAACCAUUUUCGAUGAUAUCCUCAUCACUGAUGAUGUUGCCUACGCCAAAGAGGCUCUGUCUGGACUCAAAGCGCGUCAGGAUGGCGAGAAGAAGAUGAAGGAGGAGCAGGAUAAGGCUGAGCGCGAUGCUGCUGCCACUGAGGAAGAAAAGAAGGAGGAUGAUGAUGAGGAUGAGGACGAGGAUGAUGAAGAUGAUGAGAAACCAGUGAUUGAGAAUCACGACGAGUUGUAAGAAGUCAUCACCGCCAGCAGUUUGUUAAGAGAAAGUGGGGUAAACACAUGAAGGAGAAAAGACUUUUUAUAUCUUACCGUGUGAAGUUUUUUUGGUUAGUGUGUAUUGUUUAUUUUGACUGAUUUUUGUUAUUAAGAUAACCGCGUCUUCGUAUAAAACCUAAAACACAAAACAAAAGCUAAUCACGGCCGAUGAUGAUGAUGAUGGGGACGAAUUUUACACGCACGAGUCCUGGAAAACAACGGCGCGCGGCCGGCGCAAAUCAUAACAACCAAUACUGUCAUUUCUUUGGUUAUAAAAAAAAACACAUUGAUGCAUAUUAUGUUUACAUUUGUAAAUAUUGAAUGAGAAUUUAAUACAGCCAACAAAUAAAUUAUUUGUAGAAAAACUAAACAAAA
Dalotia coriaria is the source of this 1685-nucleotide messenger RNA. RefSeq names its product calreticulin (gene Calr). Gene Ontology annotation, biological process: protein folding. Gene Ontology annotation, molecular function: calcium ion binding. The record is from RefSeq and is a predicted model, not a curated record. The transcript has 3 exons. NCBI's taxonomy places the organism in Eukaryota, Metazoa, Arthropoda, Insecta, Coleoptera, Staphylinidae. The coding region runs from base 85 to 1287 and encodes 400 amino acids. Gene Ontology annotation, cellular component: endoplasmic reticulum membrane; endoplasmic reticulum.